AUGUGGAAGAUAAGCUACCGUGAUUCCAAGUAUGACUUGCUGUGUAAAGAAGACUUUAUUGAACUCAAAGACAUAUUCUCUGUGAAACUAAAACGGCGUUGUUCUGUUAAACAGCAGAGCGGUGGCACUUUGUUAGGCAUCACACUCUUCAUCUGUUUGAAAAAGAAGCGAAAUAAACUAAAGGAUUCUACACUUGAUCUUAUUAAUUUAAGUGAAGACCACUGUGACUUAUGGUUUAGACAAAUCAAGAAAAUAUUGGCAGGUUUUUCAAAUAGACCAAAGUCAUUAAAAGUACUCCUUAACCCCCAAAGUCACAAGAAAGAAGCUACUCAGGUCUAUUAUGAGAAAGUCGAACCUCUGCUGAAGCUUGCAGGAAUAAAAACUGAUGUAACAAUUACAGAAUAUGAAGGGCAUGCUCUGUCACUGCUGAAGGAAUGUGAACUCCAGGGAUUCGAUGGUGUUGUCUGUGUUGGUGGAGACGGAUCUGCUAGUGAAGCAGCCCAUGCUUUGCUUCUCAGAGCCCAGAAGAAUGCUGGGAUGGAAACAGACCAAAUCCUGACUCCUGUCAGAGCACAGCUUCCACUUGGUUUAAUACCAGCAGGAUCUACUAAUGUAUUGGCACAUUCUUUUCAUGGAAUCCCUCACGUGGUAACUGCAACUUUGCACAUUAUAAUGGGACACAUACAGCUAGUUGAUGUCUGCACCUUUAGCACCACUGGCAAAUUGCUUCGCUUUGGGUUCUCAGCCAUGUUUGGCUUUGGUGGGAGAGCUUUGGCUCUGGCGGAAAAACAUCGAUGGAUGUCCCCUAACCAACGGAGAGAUUUUGCUAUGAUCAAGGCACUGGCAAAACUUAAGCCAGAGGACUGUGAAAUAUCAUUUUUACCAUUUAAUAGCUCUGAGGAUGUACAAGAAAGGAGGGUACAGGGAUCUCCCAAAUCUGACUGUAAUGAUCAAUGGCAAAUGAUCCGGGGUCAGUUCUUGAAUGUCAGCAUUAUGGCAAUACCUUGCCUGUGUUCAGUGGCACCUAGAGGCUUGGCAUCUAAUACCAGAUUAAAUAAUGGAAGUAUGGAUCUUAUAAUUGCAUGAAACACUUCUCGACCAGAAUUUAUAAAACACUUGAAAAGAUAUGUUAGUGUAAAAGAUCAGUUCAAUUUUCCAUUUGUUGAGACUUACACUGUUGAGGAAGUAAAGGUCAAUCUGAGAAAUAACGCCAGUGGAUACAACCCAGAAGAGCAGGUUGAAGCUCAUGAAACUGCUUCAGAAAACACUUUCCCUUGGAAUGUAGAUGGUGAUUUAAUGGAAGUUGCAUCAGAGGUCCACGUCAGAUUGCAUCCAAGACUUAUCAGUCUUUAUGGAGGAAGCACAGAAGAAAUUAGUGAUUCCAAAGUAACAUGUAAUUGUUUGUAAAAGAAAUAUUCAAACUAGAAUUUUAAUAUAA
Molecule: messenger RNA, 1438 nt
Organism: Carlito syrichta (Philippine tarsier)
Lineage: Eukaryota; Metazoa; Chordata; Mammalia; Primates; Tarsiidae
Gene: CERKL
Product: ceramide kinase like
Exons: 13
Molecular function (GO): kinase activity
Source: RefSeq, a predicted model, not a curated record